AUGGCUUAUUCAAAAGGGUACUACUCAUCAGCUUCAGGUUACAGCUUCACAGAAAACUGGCUUUUGAUGGCAGCUAUUACUCUCAUUUGUGGAAUUUUUUGUUACAUAAUCUAUGAUGCAAUAAUGGCUACUGCAUCAGAGUUGCUGCAACGUUUGUUGGUAAUUUCUCCAUUGCUUUUAAUCAUCAUUGUUCAUUGGCUCUCCACUGGUAGCCAGUUAAACUUUCCUAUGCCGGGAUCUGAACCAGGUGCUAUUCAUAGAGCUGGUGGUUCUCCUUGGGGUGUUGCCUUUGUCCUUUUGUUGCUUUUCUUUCUUAUUACCUACCAACCUUCCCUGCAUGACCUUAUUUCUUAG
Trifolium pratense (red clover) is the source of this 354-nucleotide messenger RNA. RefSeq lists its product as uncharacterized. Lineage: Eukaryota; Viridiplantae; Streptophyta; Magnoliopsida; Fabales; Fabaceae. The record is from RefSeq and is a predicted model, not a curated record. The transcript has a single exon. The coding region runs from base 1 to 354 and encodes 117 amino acids.